CUGGUAGCACAGAGAGAGAGAGAGAGAGAGAGAGGCAGCAGAGAGCAGAGACACUCAUCUUCUGCUUGCCUUUACAGUGUACACAUCACCGCUCUGACUGCAGCUUUCUCUAAGAAAAACCCACAUAAGAGGUUUUUUCUCUGACUUUUUCCACUGCUCAAGGCGCAUGCUCAGACUAACAGACGGUGCAGUUGUUUUUUAUUCAGGAACUCAGAGACAUUGAAAGUUUUUAAAGAUGACCACUUCAUGGAGUGACAGACUGCAGAACUAUGCAGACCUGCCUGCCAACAUGGAUGGCCUGACAAUGAAAAAAUACAGGAGAGAGCCCUACCACAGAGUGUUUGUCAACAGAAGCUUGGCAAUGGAGAAGAUUAAGUGCUUUGGCUUUGACAUGGAUUACACUUUGGCAGUGUACAAGUCACCAGAGUAUGAGUCACUAGGCUUUGAGCUCACAGUGGAGCGGCUGGUUUCCAUUGGUUACCCCCAGGAACUGCUCAGCUUCGUAUACGACCCGUCCUUUCCCACCAGGGGCCUUGUGUUUGAUACCAUGUAUGGAAACUUGUUGAAGGUUGAUGCCUACGGUAAUAUCUUGGUCUGUGUCCAUGGAUUUAACUUCCUCCGGGGCCCUGAGAUCCGUGAACGUUACCCAAAUAAGUUCAUCCAGAGGGAUGAUACAGAGCGCUUUUAUAUCCUCAACACACUCUUCAACCUACCAGAGACCUACCUCUUUGCCUGCCUAGUGGAUUUCUUCUCCAACUGUGACAGAUACACAAGCUGUGAAACUGGCUUCAAAGACGGCGACCUCUUCAUGUCCUAUAAGAGCAUGUUCCAGGACGUCCGCGACGCUGUCGACUGGGUCCACUUCAAGGGCACUCUGAAGGAGAAGACGGUUGAGAACUUGGAGAAGUAUGUAGUGAAAGAUGGGAAGCUGCCUCUCCUCCUCAGCCGAAUGAAUGAAGUAGCCAAGGUUUUCUUAGCUACCAACAGCGACUACAAAUACACUGAUAAAAUCAUGACCUACCUGUUUGACUUCCCCCAUGGCCCCAAGCCUGGUACCUCGCACCGGCCCUGGCAAUCCUACUUUGAUCUGAUCCUUGUGGAUGCCAGGAAGCCACUCUUCUUCGGGGAGGGUACUGUGCUCAGACAAGUCGACACGACAACAGGGCGUCUAAAGAUAGGAACCUAUACAGGACCACUGCAGCAUGGGAUAGUCUAUUCUGGAGGUUCGUCAGACAUUGUGUGUGACCUGCUGGGGGCCAAGGGGAAGGACAUAGUGUACAUCGGGGACCAUAUCUUUGGAGACAUCCUCAAGUCCAAGAAACGUCAAGGCUGGAGGACGUUCCUGGUCAUACCUGAGCUGGCCCAGGAGCUGCACGUGUGGACCGACAAGAGCUCGUUAUUCGAAGAACUGCAGGGCCUGGACAUUUUCUUGGCUGAGCUCUACAAACAUCUGGACAGCAGCAGUAAUGAGAGGCCAGACAUCAGCACUAUUCAGAGGAGAGUCAAGAAAGUGACACAUGACAUGGACAUGUGCUACGGCAUGAUGGGAAGCCUUUUCCGCAGUGGCUCCAGACAGACCCUGUUUGCCUCCCAGGUGAUGCGUUACGCCGACCUGUACGCGGCCUCCUUCAUCAACCUGCUGUACUACCCCUUCAGCUACCUCUUCAGAGCUGCACACGUACUGAUGCCCCAUGAGUCGACGGUUGAGCACACCCAUGUGGACAUCGACACAGAGUCACCGCUGGCCACCCGCAACCGCACCCACUGCAGCGACUGCAAGGACCAUGAGUGCAAACGCAACCAGCUGACCCGCUCCUUCAGCGAGAUCAAGCCUCCCAACCUGUUCCCCCAGACUCCCCAAGAGAUUACUCACUGCCAUGAUGAGGAUGAUGACGAGGAGGAGGAAGAGGAGGAGGAGGAGGAAGAGGAGGAGGAGGAGGAGGAAGAGGAGGAGUAAUAAGGUUGACAUGGAGAGAUGAGGGGCCACGCUCCUCCUCCUGCCUACUUAUGUUUCCCAGUAGAGUUGGGUAGUGAUCCCUCUCAAAGAGAGGCAGGGAGGAAAAAAACAUCUCCAGUGUGUGUGUGCGCAUAUAUCAAUACUGUAUGCACUCAAACACACACACACACACACACACACACACACACACACACAUACUGGAGAUUUCUGAGGAAAGUAUAAAGGACCAGUAGCAAGACAGAUCAUACGACUGUCAGAAGACUGUAUGCAUUCUAGGUCCAUUAUAAAAAAGAAAAAGAAAAAAAAACUUAAUAGAUUUUAAUUGAUUUAAUUUCUGUAUUAUUUUUUCCCAUCAGACAGACAGAACACACACUCAAGCAAGCAUCACACACUAUGUUUCAUUAUGUUUUAUAAGCUGACUUUUAAGACCCAUUGGUGGAGAUGCACUUCAAACCAUCAGAUAUGGUCUGUAAACUGUAGUUUUAAUCUGCCUUGCUGACACAGUAUGCACAUUAGAAUCAAAUCACUUUUCAAAAACAAACAUUUUUUUAAUGCAACGUGGGAACAACGUUCAGUUUGUCAUUGUUUCAUUUUGUCCGUUUACUCGUCGUUAUAGAGGAGUCAUUUGUUCUGACUUGUAUGUAAGGGUGUGUGUGUCUGUGUGUGUGUAUCUGCCAAAGUAGACUCACUUAGACUGUAGCAUCCUGAGUGACUGUGAGCUAAGGAUCUGUUGUAGUAAAGUGAAGCACAGGAGCACUGAAGCACAAGCUGCUUUUUAAACCGAUCAAUAACCAGAUGCAGUUUUGUUUGAAGUUUGGUUGAGAGAACAUGUGGUAUACAAGUGGCUGUUGAACUGAUGUUUUGUUACCAAGCAACAACGAGGACAGAGUACUGUAGCCGUGUUUUAUGCCGAUAGUCUCUAUGACAACCCUGAACUACAGUAGCGUUUCUGUAAAUAGCCAUCAGGUGAAUGUGCUUUUGCCAUGUAGUGAGUUCAUGGUUUACUGCCAUGAACAUCCAAAGUGCAGUAUUUCUUCAGCUCAGUUAUUUAGGGAGAUGAAACCUCAUAAUUGUAUUUGACUAUUUCAGAGGGUUUUAUUUUGAUAGGGGAAAUAUAAAAUACAAGACAGUUUUGAGCAGUUCAAGCAACUUAAAGAUGUGUGAAGUGUGACAGUGGCCUCUGUAUGCAGGGAGGUGAGGCUUUUUAGGAUGUAUAGUGUAAAGUUCAGUUCAGCAGGUGGACCUGGCUUCAGACUGUAAUUAGCCUGCUUUGUUUAUCUCCAUGGCUUUGGAGCUUUGUUGGAUGUUUUUUUUUAAAUCCGCUGACUCAGAAUUGUAAGUAUCAUGGGGAAACAUGUUGAUAGAGUGUGAGGAUGAGUGUGUACAUUAUUCUUCUGUUAAACACUGUCAGGUGACAUUUUGUGAUUGUGUUGGUUCUAGCUGUGUUACUAGUUUAGAACUGGAUGAAGAUCUCCCCUAACCCUAACCCCAAAUGCUCCCCACAGGAGAAUUAGCACCACCAACUGUUCUUAAUCUAAAUGAGCCCACUCCUAAUUUUUACAGUAAUGAAUUGAAAUCUGCAUGAAUUCACUUUUUUUGUAACUUCGUUGAAAUUUGUGCUAAAUUUAGAUGUAAACUUGGUAUGUGACCAAGCAACCCACUGGCUGUCAUAAGAUUGGGAUUCAUUUGUUGCUAAAUCCUAAGUGGUGCAAACAAGUAUGCAACAUAAUCUUUGUCAGACUGAGCUCCACCCACUUCAAUCUAGUGAGAUAAGCACAGUGGAAAAAACAAGCUCAGAUAUCUCUCUUGUGAAAUAACCAAGUGUUAUCUGUGAGAAAAUGGUGUGUUCAUGUAGGAUGCUGUUGCUCACAGUGAAAAGAUGAUAAGUUUCCAGGCACAGUAUCACUGGCAAUGUACGUGUGUUCGAAUGCAUCAGUGUUUGUAAGCAAAACACCAACUGAGCUACCUGAAAUUCAAACACGGUGACUUGAUCUUUUCUUUUUUAGCAUCCAGUCUGUCCUGUACAUUAACUUUCCUCACCUCUCAUAUCCUGACAUGUCGCAUCAGUCUUGUUAACUGUUGAUUGAGGCCACAAAAGGGAAGGAACAUGCCGUCUGCUUUUUGCAUUGUUUUUGGUGUGGCUUGAUGUGGAGUGCAGAGAGGUGAAUGUGUUUAACUGCAACUUUACGUAACGAGUCAGUGGAUAAAAACCUUGUAGGACAUUAAGAGACACAUUACAGUUUGUUCUCUUUUUCCCCUUUCUUUCUUUCUUUCUUUCUUUCUUUCUUUCUUUUGUUUUUUUUACAAAUGAAAUAUUUGUAUUAUCAGUUUUGACAUUUGUUUCUUGAACAUAGAAUAACUGGAUAUGCUAUACAAGGCAGCUGCAUCGCUAAUGAGAAAUAGUCAACUGUCUUUUCUUUGCAGAAUUUGCAUAUGCAUGUGAAAGUUAAGAAGCAUAUCCGCUCUGCCACGGUGGUUAUGGUAGCAUUGGUUUUACUUCUAUGUGGACUGCAUCAUUUUUAGGAAACAGCUUUUCUGACAUUUGUCACUGUAGUUUACACAGGGAGAAAAAAAGAACUCUAAACCUGUUAAAAAAAAAAAAGCUUAAGAAGGGAAAUGUGAAUAGCAUGUCAAGUACCGCAACUAAAAUGUUACUUGUAAUCAACACCAUGGGGUUAUUUUUAUUUUUCUAAACUAGUGUUUUUAAAUGGUCUCGGUUUACAGAACUGUAAAUAGACCUUUCCAUUUCUUUUUCUUAUCUUUUUUUCCAAAUAACAUUUUUUUUUUGUCGUUAAUUUUUAUACCGUACCACAGGAGUCUGCCGCUCAGACUUUGAACUAACUAAAGCCUUGUGAACAGUCACAGUGCUUUAGAAGAUUUUUAUCCAUUGUUGUGAUGCCUAGAAUGCAUCCACAUUAACACCAGGUGCCAAAACAGUCACCUUUCAUUUUCUAAACUAUGGUAACCUUCUGUUUUUAUGCAUAUCAAUUCUAGUUAUGUUCUCCUGGACAGUGUUUUGUUUGUUGGUUUCCAGAAAUUAUCCUACAGACUGUACAUUAUGGUAAAAUACAUAAAAAUGUAGAAUAAAGAUAGUUUUUGAUAA
Molecule: messenger RNA, 5060 nt
Organism: Lates calcarifer (barramundi perch)
Lineage: Eukaryota; Metazoa; Chordata; Actinopteri; Centropomidae
Gene: nt5c2b
Product: 5'-nucleotidase, cytosolic IIb
Exons: 18
Coding region: 236-1957 (573 amino acids)
Molecular function (GO): 5'-nucleotidase activity
Source: RefSeq, a predicted model, not a curated record